Messenger RNA from Rhizopus microsporus ATCC 52813, 423 nucleotides. RefSeq lists its product as uncharacterized. The record is from RefSeq and is a predicted model, not a curated record. The transcript has a single exon. Lineage: Eukaryota; Fungi; Mucoromycota; Mucoromycetes; Mucorales; Rhizopodaceae. Bases 1 to 423 code for a protein of 140 amino acids.
AUGUCUCGUACUUUGUUCUCUCUUCUUGUUCUCUUCAUUAUCGCCACUGCUACUACUGUCUUGGCUGCUCCUGCUGAUGCCUGCAGAGGUUUCCGCAUCACAUCUCCUACUUUAUCUGGUUUACAAUGGACAGCCGGUCAAUGCUAUCAAGUCUCUUAUGAUAUUGGUGCCAACCCACCCAGCAGUAGCUACACUGUCUCGGUUGAUCUUUACAAUGCCAGCAAUAACAAGAAGGUUGCCUCUUUGGUCAAGAAUGAGCCAACAAGUUCCAUUGGUGCCACAAAACCCUUCAAUAUGGAUGCUCCUUCUACAGGUACCUACUAUUAUUUAGUUAUCUUUAACAAUGGCAAGGGAUGUGCUCCCAAAAAGUCUGUUACCUUCCAUGUCACCUAUAACCCUAAUUCUCCUCCUGCUACUUGUUAA